AUGGCCCUUCCUUCACUGUGUCUCCUCUUCGUCCUCUCCGUGGCCUUCUCCUUCAUCCCAUUUUCACAUUCAUUGCCCUUUAUAGUACUCCACGGCAUCAAUAGUUCGUGCACUAUCCAUGAAACUCCAAAAAUCGUUGAGAAAUUGACCAACUUCUCUGGUGCUGAAGGACAUUGCCUAGAGGUAGGCAAUGGAGUUCAGGAUUCGUGGUUCUUGCCCAUGCACAAACAGGUCGAUAUGGUUUGCCAGAAGGUUAAGAAAAUGAACAUAUUGCGUGAGGGCUACAACAUUGUUGGGCUCUCCCAGGGUAAUAUGAUUGCUCGUGGUCUUAUAGAAUUUUGUGAUGGAGGUCCUAAGGUUAGGAAUUAUAUAUCUUUGGCAGGCCCUCAUGCCGGUGUUGCCUCUGUUCCUGAAUGUGGCUCAAGUUCCUGGUGCAUUCGUGUAGCCCAUCUAAUCAAAUUAGCGGUUUACCGUGACUUUGUUCAAGAACACUUGGCUCCUAGUAAUUAUGUUAAAAUACCAGAUGCAAUCCAUGAUUACUUGGAGAAAUGUAGUUUUCUUCCCAUGCUUAACAAUGAACAACCGGAUACCAAAAAUUCCACGUACAAGAAAAGAUUGAGUAGCUUGGAGAACUUGGUGCUUAUCAUGUUCGAGAAUGAAACAGUAUUAAUACCGAAGGAAACUUCCUGGUUUGGAUAUUAUCCCGAUGGUUCCUUCAAGUCCGUUUUAUCCCCCAAUCAGACGAAACUGUAUAUUGAGGAUUGGAUCGGGUUAAAGAGCAUGGAUGAAGGUGGCAAGGUUAAAUUCAUUAGUGUUGGGGGAGAUCAUCUGCAAAUAUCAGACAAAGAUAUGCAGAAGUAUGUAGUGCCUUACUUGAAGAGGGGUGCCUCAACCAAAUCUGGAAACGUCAAGACCUUUGUCUCCAAGAAGUUGGGAUCCUAACUUGGAGCAAUUUGGUCAAGAAGAAAGAGUCUUCAGAGCAUGCUUGAUUAUUAUCACAAGGUCAACUAUGUUAUUAAGAUACUACCAGCUAAAGGUCUGGAUUGUUAUGUAACAGCAAGAUUUAGUUCUGUGGUUAAGGGAUUUUAGAAACUCUCAAGAGCAUUAAAAAAAAAAAAAUUUCAAGCAAGUUGAAACAAAACUUUUCCCUUAUAUCAGAUUUCAUAAAAUCACUUUUAAAAAGUCAACACAAAUAUCCACUAGAUAGUCAACUGGGCAGCUGUACUGUAUAGGUACAUGUAAGCACAACACUGUAUAUUGUACCUGGCUCAUUUACAUUCAAUAAAAUCCAGAUCCAUAUUUUCUAUCCA
This is a messenger RNA of Neltuma alba, 1310 nucleotides long. Its product is annotated as palmitoyl-protein thioesterase 1. Gene Ontology annotation, molecular function: thiolester hydrolase activity. Gene Ontology annotation, cellular component: intracellular membrane-bounded organelle. The record is from RefSeq and is a predicted model, not a curated record. The transcript is spliced from 12 exons. The coding region runs from base 1 to 942 and encodes 313 amino acids. NCBI's taxonomy places the organism in Eukaryota, Viridiplantae, Streptophyta, Magnoliopsida, Fabales, Fabaceae.